AGUGUGGACGCGCCACUCGACGCUAAAACGCGUUUACGUUCCCAUGAAAACACGCAUAUCGCGCAACUAUUUUCAAUACUAAACUUUCGAACUUUAUUUAACAAUCGACUAAAACAUAAAAGUUUUACGACAAGAGUAUAAUUGUGAAUCUCGAACAAUAUAGUGAAACGUUUCAGUGAAAUUUGUUUAUGUUAACCGAGGACAAAAUUACGGAUUGUGUUGGUCGAAAGAGUUCAUCAUGUGCGGUACAAUAAGGACUAUGUAUUAAAUUGAUACCGAAAUAGACUUUUAUAAAUUGAUGGAUAAUUUAAAUCUGGCGAGGGGACGCAAUACACAAACGCCGACGGAAAAAACAUGACACUGAGCAUCCUGUGUCCUGUUUUCUUUCUUCCUUGAUAUUUGAUUUCCCCAUAAUGGCUCUCCAGAAGACUUUAGCAAGAAAACAUCUAUUCAGCCAAAUUUUGUUUUGGUUUGUGAUCGGAUUUAACGUCGCCGAUCAAAGCUCCCUACCACUGAAAUAUGAAGCUCCUGAUGACUGCCAGUGGUGGUUGAGGGGUCCUAACGAUUCUCACGAGGUUUCACUCACUUGCAAACUUCGAACGAUCAACAGCGAGUUUGACACUACUAAUUUCAGUGUCAUACCAUCGGAGCACACGACAUCCCUACGGAUAGAGUGUAAUGAAGAAAUGAUGUACAAAAGUUCAUUAGAUGACCGUAGUUUCGCGCAUUUGGUCAAGCUGCGUGAACUUGUUUUGGAUAACUGUAAAAUUGGAAGAUGGCCGCCUGGCGUACUAUCCGGGCUAAGAGAUCUCCGAAAUUUAACGAUUCGAACCAAAAACACGGAAUGGGCCGCUAUGAGCCUAGAGAUAGCAUCAGAGAGUUUUACGGCUGUUCGACAAUUGGAAAAGUUGGACCUCAGCUUUAAUAACAUUUGGUCGUUCCCAGAGAACUUGUUUUGCCCCCUGACUAAUUUAGUAUACUUGAACGUGUCUUCAAAUAGACUCCAAGAUGUGAGUGAUUUGGGCUUCAGAGAGCGUGCUAUGCAUCAAGCUUUGAUAAGUGAACAAGAAUCCCAACCUCCAUCACCAUCAUCAUUAGCUCAUAGUGCCUGUUCUUUAGAUAUUGAAGUGUUAGAUGCGUCCAGUAAUCAGUUUGUGCUUAUGCCAGAGAAUGGAUUUAUGGCAUUAAGACGGCUAAAAGAACUGCACAUUCAUGACAAUGAAAUCUCUAUGGUCGCUGACAAGGCAUUGUCUGGAUUAAAACAGCUACAGAUAAUAGAUCUCUCAAAUAACAAAAUCGUCGCUCUUCCACAAGAUCUCUUCAAAGAUUGCAGACCAGUGAUCAAAGAAAUAUACUUACAAAAUAAUUCUAUAAGUGUGCUUUCACCAAGUCUUUUUGCAAACUUGGAUCAAUUAUUAGCAUUGGAUUUAUCUAAUAAUCAUCUCACAAGCACGUGGAUCAAUGAAAACACUUUCACUGGUUUAAUAAGAAUGGUGUUAUUAAACUUAUCAAAUAACAGGUUAACAAAAUUGGAUCCGAAAAUUUUCAAAGAUCUAUAUACAUUACAAAUCUUAAACGUCCAACAUAAUAUGUUGGAAAACAUAGCAGCCGAUACAUUCUCCCCUAUGAAUAACUUACACACGUUGAUUUUAUCUUACAACAAAAUAACUCAAAUAGAUGCCUAUGCCCUGAAUGGCUUGUAUGUGUUGUCCUUGCUAUCAAUUGAUAACAAUCAUCUCGAGGAAAUCCAUCCUGAAGCAUUUAGGAACACAUCAUCUCUACAAGAUUUGAAUUUAAAUGGAAAUCGUUUGAAGAAAGUACCUAUUGGACUUAGAAAUAUGCGGUUAUUGAGAACCCUUGAUCUUGGAGAAAAUCAGAUAACAUCACUCGAGGAGCCCGGCUUUGUUGGUUUGCAUAAUGUGUAUGGCUUACGUCUUAUUGGAAAUAAAAUAGAGAACAUAAGUAAGGAUGUUUUGUCAGAUUUGCCAUCCCUGCAAAUUUUAAAUUUGGCUCGCAACAGAUUGAGACAUAUUGAUAUGAAUGCAUUUGAAACACUAACAAAUUUACAAGCCAUAAGAUUGGAUGCUAAUCAACUUACUGACAUACAAGGCCUCUUUGUAAACAUUCCCUCUCUGUUGUGGUUAAACGUGUCAGAUAACCAAAUAGAAUGGUUUGAUUACGCCGUUAUUCCUCCGGGACUUCAAUGGCUAGACCUUCAUAGCAACAACAUCAAAGAGUUGAGAAACAACUAUCGCAUGGACAAAGAACUUCGUCUCCAAACAUUAGAUGCCAGCUUUAAUAAAAUGACGAAAAUAUACACUUAUUCAAUUCCAAGCAGUGUGGAGUUACUUUUCCUGAAUGACAAUCAAAUUACCCAAGUUGAAGCUCAAACUUUUGUUGGAAAAACCAAUUUAACGAGAGUCGAUUUGUAUGCUAAUCAGAUAACUAGUAUGGAUCUCAAUGCUCUUCGACUGACUCCAGUAGACCCUGGGCGCCCUCUGCCUGAAUUUUAUAUUGGUGGAAAUCCUUUUCAGUGUGACUGUACUAUGGAGUGGUUGCAGCGGAUUAAUAAACUCGAUCAUUUGAGGCAACAUCCUAGGGUUAUGGACUUAGAAAGUAUAUAUUGCAAAUUAUUAUAUAAUCGUGAAAGGACAUAUAUUCCGCUUAUUGAAGCAGAAUCAUCGCAGUUCUUGUGUACAUAUAAAACUCACUGUUUUACAUUGUGUCAUUGUUGUGAUUUUGACGCUUGUGAUUGUGAAAUGACGUGCCCAUCGAACUGUACGUGUUAUCAUGAUCAGCCGUGGUCGGCGAAUAUUGUGGACUGUUCGGCUGCAGGGUAUUCCGAAAUACCUAACAGUAUUCCUAUGGACGCUACGGAGUUGUAUUUAGAUGGUAAUAAUUUUGGUGGUUUAACAAGUCAUGCAUUUAUUGGACGUAAGAACUUAAAAAUAUUGUACGCUAAUAAUUCCAAUAUAGACGCUCUUUAUAAUAAUACCUUUAGUGGACUAAAACGCUUAACAGUGUUGCAUUUAGAAAAAAACAAUAUAAAAGAAUUAUUAGGUUUCGAAUUAUCGCCUCUGGAAAGUCUGCGCGAGUUGCAUCUGCAAGACAAUAAAAUACAUUACAUCGAUAAUCGGACCUUCAUUGAGUUGAGGCAUUUAGAGGUGCUGCGCCUGGAAGGAAAUAACAUUUAUGGAUUUGCCGUGUGGCAAUUCACGAUGAACCCUUAUUUGGUGGCAAUAAGUCUGUCUCGCAAUCCCUGGUCGUGUGAUUGUCAAUAUUUGUACAAAUUCCGCAGUUGGUUUAAAAAUAAUUUGGGCAAAGUGGAAGAUGGUGAUAAGAUCACCUGCAUAUUUGAUAACAAAACAAACACAGUUGGACCAUAUAUGUCAGACUUUAACUCCACAUUUUGCACGAGAGAUAUUGGUGGGAGCUCGUCGAUAAUUGAGAAUCAAGUCAUAAAUGAUUACCUUCCACUGUUAUUAAUUUCUUUAUGCGUGUUCGUCAUAAGCUCAGCACUAAUAUGCGGAGUAUUUUACUGGCGUCGCGAACUGCGGGUCUGGAUUUACUACCACUGUGGUUUUAGAAUGUGUUACAAAAGUACAGCUUUUGACGAUGAAGCCGACAAAGAUCGUCUUUUCGACGCCUACAUCAGUUAUAGCGUGAAAGACGAGGCGUUUGUGGCUCAAAUGCUAGCGCCGGGUCUCGAAUCAACCGACCCCAGUUUCCGCCUCUGCCUACAUUACAGAGAUUUUAACGCAUCAGCGUACGUAGCGGAUACGAUAAUAGAGGCUGUAGAGUCAUCAAAGAGGACGAUAAUAGUCUUAUCAAAAAAUUUCAUCAACAACGAAUGGUGUCGUUUUGAAUUCAAAACAGCUCUCCACGAAGUAUUGAAAGAGAGACGAAGAAGACUGAUAAUAAUAUUGCUAGGCGAGCUACCGAAUAGAGAUAUCGAUCCAGAGCUGAGGUUGUGUUUAAAAGCGAAUACGUGUAUUGAGUGGGGUGAUAGACAAUUUUGGCAAAAACUAAGAUUCGCGAUGCCAGACUUGAGAAAGUGUCAGUAUCACCGGUCAAAUGUGAAUAUUUACGCUUCGGUGUCUCCGGUGGGGGCCGGUCGGGCGCCGGCGCCGCCCCCGCCGCCGCCGCCGGGCAAGCUCCCCCCUCUGCUGGGUGACGCGCUGGCGAUACCGGCCGGUGUCCACGCGCGGGACCCCCACACGCACCGUUUGCCGCCGCAUGCGCAGCUCUGGGCGUAGCGUAUGCUUCAACGCAGGUAAUCAGAUACUGUCCAUACUUGCAACGCUUAAGCGUAUUAGUCCAAUAAAAGUGAUAAUUAAUUUUAAGUCUAGGAUCAUAUUUAUUGUCUUAGGAAAUAUUGUGCCCACUCAAACACGCAUUUAUUUGUACUAAAGCGCUAGUUUUUGUUUAGUUGUUAUGAAUUUCCUAAUUUCUGCGAUAGUAUUUUUAAUGAGGAAACGAACAGGCCAUUGUAAAUAUUUAUUGUUGUACAGAGUAAGUUUAGGUAGGUACCAGUUAAUAUUUGGAUCGCUUAAAUUAUUAUAAUGCCAAAGUUAAAAACUUUUAUUAUGUACAGAUGCAUUUAUAUAAUAUUAUUUUGUUAAACAAGUAUGUCGCAAAAAGAGACUGUAAAUAAUUUUGAGUUUUGUAAAUAUUACAUAUGUAAAUAUUGAAAGAAAUAUUAUUGAAGAAAAA
Molecule: messenger RNA, 4713 nt
Organism: Amyelois transitella
Lineage: Eukaryota; Metazoa; Arthropoda; Insecta; Lepidoptera; Pyralidae
Gene: Toll-6
Product: toll-like receptor 6
Exons: 1
Coding region: 414-4256 (1280 amino acids)
Biological process (GO): signal transduction
Molecular function (GO): protein binding
Source: RefSeq, a predicted model, not a curated record